AUGAAACGAAGAGAACGUAGCUGGAUGUAUAAAAGGACGAUUGGGCAAAGUAUUAAUCCAGAUUUCGUGAAAGGAGUUGAUGAAUUCAUUCAGUACGUCAGAGAUCAUCCCGAGAGUAGUAAUCCGGAUGAGGUUAGGUGUCCAUGUGUUAAAUGUAAGAACAAACGCCUUUGGAAUGCAGAUACGUUUAAAAUUCAUCUGUAUGACAAGGGUUUCGUACCUAACUACUACGUGUGGAUGUGUCAAGGGGAGGGGUAUCCGGGAGUUCCCGAACGGCGGUCCAAUGAAUAUCAUGACAUGGUUUUGGAUGCUUUUGGUCAUAGUCAAGAUCAAGGUCAUUCCGAGGAGGCUUCUGAAAGGCCAUUAUACGAAGGGAGUUCUUUGUCCGUGUUAGAGAUGGCCGCUAGAAUCACUAGUCUCAAAUGUGAGUAUAAUUUGCCUCACAGAUGUGUUGAUGGGUUUGCUUCUUUGCUAAGUGAGGCGAUCCCGAACAACAAUCAUAUGGCCGACACUUUCUACGAGGUGAAGAAGAUUGUGAAGGGUUUGGAACUGUACCAUCAAAAGAUUCAUGCGUGCCCGAAAGGGUGUAUGUUGUUUUGGAAGGAUGAUGCUCAGUUGUCUGAAUGCAGGGUGUGUGGCAGCGACCGAUACAAGCAGACUUCCAAAGGUAGCCUAGUGCCUUUGAAUGUUCUAUUUUAUUUCCCGAUCACACCCAGGUUGCAAAGAAUGUUUCCAACGAAGAACAUUUCGGAGGAAAUGACAUGGCAUUCGAAAAAUCCCAGAGUUCAAGGCACAAUGGCACACCCUAGUGACAGCGCAGCUUGGAAGCACCUCGAUUGUCGGUUUCCAGAGUUUGCUUCUGAGCCUCGUAAUGUGAGACUUGGCUUGUGUACAGAUGGUUUUGCUCCUCAUGGUAAGUUUGGGGGUCAAUAUUCUUGUUGGCCUGUCAUUUUGACCCCUUAUAACUUGCCUCCUUCAAUGUGCAUGAAAAGACAAUUCAUGUUCCUUUCGUUGCUCGUUCCUGGUCCAAAAAACCCUAAGGGCAACUUGGAUGUUUACAUGCAACCGUUGAUAGAGGAGUUGAAACUGUUGUGGGAAGUCGGCGCGGCUACUUAUGAUAUUUCGAAGAAACAAAAUUUCAAUCUUCGAGCAGCCACCCUAUGGACCAUUAGUGACUUCCCGGCUUAUGGCAUGUUGUCUGGUUGGGCCACGGCUGGUAAGAAAGCUUGUCCACAUUGCAUGCAGAAGACCAAAGCAUUUUGGCUUGAACAUGGUGGUAAAGUUUCUUGGUUUGAUUGCCACCGACAAUUCCUGCCGACAGAUCACCCUUUUAGGAACAGUAAAACAACAUUCUGUAGAAACAAAGUAGAGAUAGGAGCCCCUCCACACAUCAUGUCAGGAGAGGAGCUGUGGGAAUGUGUUAAGGACCUUCCGAAGGCUACAGAUGGACCCGAAUCAAUUAAAAGGCUGAAAAAUGAAAAGAAGGGGUGGUUCAAGCAAAGCACCUUGUGGGAGCUCCCAUAUUGGAAGCAUCUCCUCAUUCGUCAUAACUUAGAUGUCAUGCACAUCGAGAAGAACUUCUUUGAUCAGUUAAUUCACACUGUAAUGGAUGUGAAAAAGCUUACGUGUGACACCCCUUCAGCUCAAAAUGACAUUGCUGAAUAUUGUAAACGUCCCCAGCUUCAUCUUCAAGAGGAUGAUAGAGGAAAAGAGGUAAUGCCAAAGGCUCCAUUCGCUCUUGACAAGGCUCAGAGAAAAGUUUUGUGUGAGUGGGUUAAACAGCUGCGGUUCCCUGAUGGUUACGCCUCCAAUUUGAGCAGAUGCGUAGAUUUGAAAGCGUGUAAGCUCUAUGGAAUGAAAAGCCAUGACUGUCACGUGUUCAUGGAGAGGAUGUUGCCCACAGCUUUGAGGGAAUUGCUCCCUGGCCAUAUUUGGAAUGCAAUUACAGAGAUCAGCCAAUUCUUCCGAGACUUGUGUUGCUAUACAACAUCAGUUAGUGACAUGGAGCGAUUGGAGAAAAACAUACCUGAGAUCCUCUGCAAGCUUGAGAAGAUCUUCCCUCCUGCAUUCUUUAACUCCAUGCAGCAUUUGCCUACACAUUUUCCGUACGAGGGGAAGUUAUGUGGUCCUGUACAAUACAGGUGGAUGUAUCCCUUCGAAAGGUUCCUCAAUCAUUUGAAACGGAAAAUUGGGAACAAGGCUCGAGUUGAAGGGUCCAUAUGCAAUGCUUAUCUCACUGAAGAGAUAGAAAACUUCUGCUCCAAUUACUUUCAGUCGACAGUUGACACUAAAACUCGAGAUCUUGGUCGAAAUGUGAAUGCUGACGUUGAGUCCACAUCGGACAGCGCUGAAAUACCAGAGUUGUUCAAAGAGGACAGUGGUCGUGUGUCAAAUGAGGGUAGAGCUCGGUUCUUAGAUGACAAAGAACUCGAGUGUGCACAUUUAUUCGUGUUACGAAACACCGGCAUUCUUGGCGAAUACGAAAGAUUUACAUUGUGUGUUUGGCCUCGUAGGAAGUUUGAGAACUACAUUCUUAGUACUCGACCUUUCCUGCGUAGAGAAGAUGUCAUGGAGAAUUUCGAAACUGAAUUUUCUGAUUGGUUUCAUCACAAGGUGGUCGAAGAGAAGCCAAAUUCGGAUGUCCUGCGAGCGUUGUGCAUGCGUCCCUUCAGGCGAGUUCGUACUUGGGGCCAGAUUUUUGUAGGUGGAUUUAAUUUCCAUACACAUGCCCAUGGCAAGCACAAAUCCACCAUGAAUUAUGGGGUGUGUGUAUCUAGUGAGGAUGGCAGAGAGUACUUCGGCAUCUUAGAAGACAUAAUUGAACUUGUCUACACGGGACCCAAGAGACAGUACAAGACAAUUUUGUUUAAGUGCAAUUGGAUGGAUUGUGGUAGGGGAAUGAACAUACACGAACAAUACAAGCUAAUCGAAGUAAAUCAUACUAAGAAAUACCCCAAAUAUGAUCCAUUUGUUUUAUCUUACCAAGUGACUCAAGUGUACUACGCAUCAUACCCUAGCCUGAAAUGGGACCGAGUUCAAUGGUGGUCUGUGUUUAAAACACAUGCAAGGUCAGUGGUUGAUGCUCCGGUGGACUUAGAGUUUCUGCAAUCACCAUCCCCAACAUUACAUGCAACGCUUUGCCCGCCGAGUGACAUUCCAGACUACGCUAUGGAUGAUGAUGAUGAAGACGAUGAUGAUGGCUUUGUGAUCUCAAGCGAUGAAGACGAUGAAUCUAGUAUCGGCUCUAGUGAUAGUGACGAUGAUGAUGACAUCGAUGUAGUUUUAGAUGAUAGUAGUGAUGACUCUAGUAGUGAAAGUAGUGAUGAGAGUACUGAAUAG
Chenopodium quinoa (quinoa) is the source of this 3339-nucleotide messenger RNA. RefSeq lists its product as uncharacterized. The record is from RefSeq and is a predicted model, not a curated record. The transcript is spliced from 5 exons. Lineage: Eukaryota; Viridiplantae; Streptophyta; Magnoliopsida; Caryophyllales; Amaranthaceae. The coding region runs from base 1 to 3339 and encodes 1112 amino acids.